AUGUCUGAAUUAGAUAGGGUUCUGAGAGGUCUGUUGUCGUCACUAAUCAACAUUGCAACUUCUAUUGGCUCUGCCACUAAGGGAAAACCCCAAAAGAAGAUAUCUAACAGCUUGGCCUACUGUGAAACCGAAGAUUUGAAAGGUAACGAAAAUAGGACAUAUUUAUUUGGAGUGACAACCUGGAGUAAAGAAAAGAAUUAUGAGAGUGCUAUCUCAGCAAAUACUAUAAAAGAAGCAGUAACUCAUGUAAUUGAAAACUCCACCGAUUUUGGCAUUAUCCUGUUUUGUACAAAUGUGAACAAUGGCGAUACAUGGUCUGCGAAUGUGAGAGUAUGCUUAUGUGAAUAUGCAAAUUUUUGUAGGACUAGCAUCUGGCAUAUAUACUAUGUAGAUUUUUAG
Candida tropicalis MYA-3404 is the source of this 399-nucleotide messenger RNA. RefSeq lists its product as uncharacterized. NCBI's taxonomy places the organism in Eukaryota, Fungi, Ascomycota, Pichiomycetes, Serinales, Debaryomycetaceae. The coding region runs from base 1 to 399 and encodes 132 amino acids. The transcript has a single exon. The record is from RefSeq and is a predicted model, not a curated record.